AAUCAUGUAAUAAAUGAUAUGACAGAAAGAAUAAAGUAAAAGGAUAGUAAAAAAUAUAUAUCACCUGAGAGAGGUUUUCAGUUGAUCAGCUUUGAAACGUUUUUUGUUGCAUGAGUGUCAUCUCUAAUCAUACCAACAACAUGAAAAUGGUAGACAAGCAGCUAAUUAGUGUUGUAAUUAUACUACUUUGCUGUGUUCAUUUUCAUGUCCAAAGCUCUCAUGAUGUUGAAGAUGGAAUCAGCAGAUCUCAAUUCCCAGAAGGGUUCCUCUUUGGAACAAGCUCUUCCUCUUACCAGAUUGAAGGAGCACCUUUUGAAGAUGGUAAGGGUUUAAGCAACUGGGAUGUUUUUAGUCACACCCCAGGUAAGAUAAACAACGAUGAGAAUGGUGACAUUGCAGAUGAUCACUAUCAUCGCUAUUUGGAAGACAUUGAAUUGAUGUCUUCUCUUGGUGUAAAUGUAUAUCGAUUUUCUAUUUCGUGGUCGAGAAUUCUACCAAGAGGGAUAUAUGGGGACAUAAAUCCAAGAGGGAUAAUGAUCUACAACAAGAUUAUAGACAAUCUGCUGCUUAGAGGGAUUGAGCCAUUUGUGACAAUACAUCAUUCUGACUUGCCACAUGAACUGGAAGAAAGAUAUGGUGGUUGGAUUAGUCCCUUGAUACAGAGAGAUUUUGUUCAUUUUGCUGAAAUUUGUUUUAAGAACUUUGGAGACAGGGUUAAGUACUGGACUACCAUCAACGAGCCAAAUCUGGUUGUAGAGUCAGCCUAUAUGAGAGGAAUACACCCUCCUGGUCACUGUUCUCCACCUUUUGGAAAUUGUUAUACUGGUAACUCUGAUGUUGAGCCUCUCAUUGCCAUGCACAAUAUGUUACUAUCACAUGCCAAGGCUGUUAAAUUAUACCGCAAGCACUUUCAGGCAAAACAAGGUGGAAGUAUUGGCAUUGUUGCACAUGCCUUCAUGUAUGAACCACUUAGAGAUGAAGAAUGUGAUAGACAAGCUGUGAAUAGGACCUUGGCUUUUGGCUUACCAUGGGUCAUAGAUCCCUUGGUUUUUGGUGAAUACCCUGCUGAGAUGCAUUCUAUUCUUGGGAGCCAGCUACCAAGAUUCUCUCUUAGGGAGAAUAAUCUCAUAAAAGGAAGCCUAGACUUCAUUGGCAUCAAUCACUAUGGAACUCUCUAUGCCAAAGACUGUUCCCUCUCUGCUUGUCCUUUUGGAGCAGAUCAUCCAAUAAGUGGUUUUGUAGAAACAACAGGAACAAGAGAUGGCAUUCCAAUUGGUGAUCAGACAGGAAUGCUAGAGCUCUUUGUGGUUCCAAAGGGAAUGGAGAAGAUUGUAGACUACAUUAAGAUAAGAUACCAUAAUAUGCCCGUUUAUAUUACAGAAAAUGGAUAUUCUUCCCCUCUCAAAGCUGAUGUGACAAUGCAUGAUUUACUACAAGAUUUCAAACGAAUAGAUUACCAUAAAGCCUACCUUGCAGCUCUUCUAAGGGCCAUACGAAAAGGUGCGGAUGUAAGAGGAUAUAUGAUAUGGUCAUUGUUGGAUAAUUUUGAAUGGACACAUGGCUAUGAGACGAGAUUUGGGCUAUAUUAUGUUGAUAGACACACCCUUGAACGAAUUCCAAAACUUUCUGUUCAAUGGUUUUCUAGUUUCCUCAACAACACUGGCCACACCAACAAAAGAGAAAACUUGGGCGAGCAACAUCUUGGAAGCAAAAAUGUUAGGAAUGUUGGUUUCAAUUUUAUUUGAACUAUCCCGUGAAUUUCAAUUAACGUGUUCUCGACUCCAUCGAUGAUGAAACUGGUCCAUUCAUUGUUUCUCUUAAUUUGUUUAUGAUAAUCGUUAGAAAUUUUAUUUACGAA
Molecule: messenger RNA, 1858 nt
Organism: Cajanus cajan (pigeon pea)
Lineage: Eukaryota; Viridiplantae; Streptophyta; Magnoliopsida; Fabales; Fabaceae
Product: beta-glucosidase 18
Biological process (GO): carbohydrate metabolic process
Molecular function (GO): beta-glucosidase activity
Source: RefSeq, a predicted model, not a curated record